Leucoraja erinaceus (little skate) is the source of this 6498-nucleotide messenger RNA. RefSeq names its product N-acetyltransferase ESCO1-like. Gene Ontology annotation, biological process: mitotic sister chromatid cohesion. Gene Ontology annotation, cellular component: chromatin; nucleus. Gene Ontology annotation, molecular function: protein-lysine-acetyltransferase activity. Bases 132 to 3782 code for a protein of 1216 amino acids. Lineage: Eukaryota; Metazoa; Chordata; Chondrichthyes; Rajiformes; Rajidae. The record is from RefSeq and is a predicted model, not a curated record. The transcript is spliced from 10 exons.
UCAGAGUCCGAGAGGGCGGGUGAGAGGUGCCGCGGGCGCGCAUGCGCGUUGCCCUGCUCGUGCGUCAGCCGGCGUGAGCGACAUGUCUCUCGCGGAAAAUCAGGGCGGCCGCCGGGCGAGGGCCGGGAUUAAUGUGGCGGCACUCGCCGGCAGGGACACGACAGGCUGAAAAACCCCGGCCACUCCGUACUCAGCGCGCCGUAUUACUCUCCUUCCUCGGUGAAGAAAUGGCAGCACAAAAGCGAAAAGCGGCCUCCAGCCCGGCGAAGGCGAAGCGAGGGUUGAUCUGGACAAAGAAUGGCUCAACAAGAGGCGAACCUUCAGCCAAAAAGAAACGUUUGGAAGAAAAGGUGACAUCACCUCAACUUAGGUUUACAAAGCAGUCAGCUGCUCCACUAUGCAAGGCAGCCAAUAAUAAAGGAGCUUCAAAAUCACUAAGAACAGCUGUUACAAUGAACAGAUUGUCAUCAAAAACAACAACAAAGCUAAAGGGUAAAGAAACAAAGGUCAUUAAGAAAAAUAAUAGAAUGGUUCCUUUGAAGAAAUCUACUAAAUCUUUAUUGAAAAAUAAUGUAUCAUUGAAAUCUUCCCAACAGAAGAAGUCUGCUGUCUCUCCAAUGUCCAAUAAUAAAUCUGACAAAGUAUUAGCUGGAAGAAAAGCCACACGGAAACUGAAUAAUGCAAAAAUUGUGUGUAGAAAAAUCCCAGUGAAAAUAUCACAGAAGUUUCCUCAGAGGAACAGAACUUCUCAGGUACGACUUGCAAACAAAGGCCUACUUAUUUCCAAAAAGACUUGUUCUAAAAAGCUUUUAAAAAUGUCACAACAGAAUUCUCGGAGAAAAGCUGCACAAAAGAGAAGUAAAUCAUUAUCAAAACAAAAAGAGACUAAUUCUUUAAGAGCUACCACCAAGGGAUCACAUCAGAGCAUGAAAAAUGUUAAAGUUCAAUCUAAGUUUGCUGUGAAUGUACCCAGGAAGAAACCUGCAAAGAAAGAUACAAAGUCUUUGAAAGUAACUGUGAGGAUUUCCAAGAAGCAACCUGUCAAAAAAACGGCAAACAUUGUGACACGCAAGAGUAAUCGUUCUAAACAAAUAACCUCUCAUAAAGAAAAUAGAACUGUAGCAACAAAGGUUUCUUCAAAGAAAAUUUCUGAGAAAAUACAAACAAGAGCAAAAUCUGUGAAGAAGUUACAACUGAAAAAGACCAUGAGAUCAGAGAGAUUACGAUGUUGCCUUGCAAUUAAGGAUAAGCUUGAAGCUGAUACUGCAAGAGCUCAAACCAAGUCUAUUCAAAUUAUUUCAAAAGAGAAUAUUGAACAGGUAGUUAAUUCCAAGUCGAGGUCUGGGACUCAACAAACGUUGAAUGAAAGACAGACCAGGUUUUCUCAGAGACUGAAUCUGAACCCACAUUUAACAACACAAUCCCUCCUUUCCAUUGACAGUGCAUCGAGUAUAGCUCCCAUUCAAAAGAAACGGAGAAAAAGGGCAUUUAGUGACUUGUAUCCUAAAAGUCCAGAGAAUAAAGGUCCUGUGAAAAAAAAAGCGAAAGUUACAAGAACUAAGUCAGAGAAUAUAAAAUCUCCAAAGAAGAAAGCUUCAGAAAUUACAGAAAAAAGACAUGGAAAAGGUGGGAGAAAAACACCAGUAGUAGAAGUUAUGAAAGCUGCCAAAAAAAAGAACUCCAAAGACGUGGAACCACAGGUACACAAAGGGAAAUGUGAAUUGGGGAAACCAAAAAAUAAUCCUGAUGGUGAUAUUUUGACGGCUUCAAAAACUUCGCAAGAGCAGACCAGUAAGCCUGUUUCGCAAAAUCAUUCCAAAGCAAAAGUUACAAGAGCAGCUUCAUGUGCAACAUUGGAAAGUGAUGCAAAACUGAAAGGUGUGGUUCAGAAACUGGCAAAGGCAACAAAUUGCAGUAUUAAAGCGAUUAAAGAAAAAGCUGGAUCAGAAACAUCAAAUGAAAAGAAACAAAACAAGAUUUUGAAUAAUGGUAGAGGAAAUAAUAAAAAGAUAAAUGUGAACAAAGAUGAACAAGGUUCAAAGCAGCCUUCAACUAUUCAUAAAUCAAAUAAAAAUACAGUCUCUAGUCCUAAAACAGCAGUGAAAAUCCCAUGUCAAGAAGCUAAUGAUAAUGCUAAGUGUAAACGACAAAGUAUUCUUGAAUUGUGUGAAGAAAUUGCAGAAGAGAUAGCUUCUGAUACUCUAGAUCUUUCAGUGAAAGAGGAGUCUACAAAGAUGGAAAAUAAAAAUAUCCAAAAAGAACCAGAAAUCAUACAGCCUACAAGUACUGAGAAAAUGCAAAAGACAAAAUCAAUUUAUUCCAGCCUCAACAGAUUCCAAUUUUCAGGCCAAAAAUGUGUAAAACGUAAAUCAAUUGAGCAUCAUAGAUUUGUAACUACAAGGAACACUUCACAGAAAGGAUGGAACAGUUGGACUAAAAUUAAACAAAUUAAAACUGAUCAAAAAAAAUUAGCUACCAUCAAUUCUACGCACAACAAAGUAAGAAAUGUGCAGAUUAGGCAAGCUGUUUCAGAAGUAGUAGUCCAGACAAUUAAGGUAAAGAAAGAGAAACUGGCAAAUGGGGUACCUAUGCAGAACAAAGAAGAAAAUGACACCACAUAUAACCAGCAUAAAUCAAAAACUGUUGUUUCCCAGUUGGAAGUUGCAAGAGACAUCAAUAAUGAUCAAAGGACUACAAAAGACAGUAUUCCAGAAAAAAUUAAAUUAGUGAAAUUGUGUGACGUGGAGGAGGAUGAGGCAGAGGUGGCAAAACUGGAAACAGAAUCUGAAGCAGAUGAGAAUUUUAGAUUACACUUGGAAUCAAGUCCUGAAUGUAGUCCAGAAAAAAACUGUGUUACAACAUUACUGCUGAAACCUGUCAAGGAGCAAGUGGAAAGUGAGUCAGGGUCAUUGCUGAAGGAAACUGUACGGAUUCUCUUCAGUAAUCCAGAUUCAACAGAAGUAAAAAAUGAAAGUGUAUCUUUGUCUAAUCAGCUAACCAUAGCGAAGAACACUGCAAUCCCCCUUGAGUUUUCGGUACAAAAAGAAGCCAAGCCAUCGGACAAUACAGAUGGAGGUGGGCUUCAACAAAUAAACCUUGAUUCUGGGCAAAAAAGGAUUGGAGCAAUUUCUUGUACUACAUGUGGAAUGUUUUAUGCGGCUUCUAUCCCAGAAGAUGAAGCUCAGCACUUUAAAUUUCACAAGCAUUUUAUCAGUGCUGUGAAAUAUGUGGGUUGGAAGAAGGAGAGAAUUUUGGGAGAAUAUCCUGAUGGUAAAAUAAUAAUGGUACUUCCUGAUGAUCCAAAAUAUGCCUUGAAAAAGGUUGAAGAAAUCCGAGAGAUGGUUGAUAAUGACCUUGGAUUUCAGCAAGCAGAACUUAAGUGUCCAUCCAGAACAAAAACUCUUCUCUUCAUUUCCAAUGAUCGUAAAAUAGUUGGCUGUUUGAUUGCAGAACACAUACAGCAGGGCUUCAGGGUUAUAGAAGAUAAAGCUAUUCAACAAUCAUCAAAUGAUGCAAUAAUGCAUGAACGCCAGCGCGCAUGGUGUUGUUCAAAGAAUCCAGAGCCUGCAAUCUGUGGAAUAAGUAGGGUUUGGGUCUUCAGUAUGAUGCGACGAAAGGCUAUUGCUACAAGAAUGUCUGACUGCCUCAGGAGUAAUUUUGUAUAUGGUGCAUAUUUGAGUAAGGACGAGGUUGCAUUCUCAGACCCUACUCCUGAUGGUAAACUCUUUGCAACCCGAUACUGUGGAACACCCAGGUUCCUGGUGUACAACUUUGUCAGCUAACCUCACAAGAAACUUCUCGACUUCUCGAAGUUUUUCUUUUCAUAUAGCCUUAGACAAUAGCUGUAAUUGUACAUGAAGCUUCAUAAAAAGUCUCAACAGUUUCAGGAGCUGGAUUGUAGGAACUGUACUGCUUUUAUAUUACUGUGAACUCAGGACUGAUGACAACCAAUGGUUGUUUAUAUCAUAGAAAACUGGAAAUAAUGCAGUAAACUUUCAUCUUGAUUUGUAUUUGAAAUUAAAGUUGGAAAAGUUUUAUCUUUUGUCAGAAAAGCAUGCCUUUAUUUAGUUCAGUCGUGCUUACAGAUGUUUGGAUGUUUUGGUAAGCAGAGAGUUGUAAAAACCUAUCGAAUGUACAUGAUUAAAAACAGACAUUUCAUUUUCUAAAUCUGCUCUGUGGCCUUUUUGGUCUGUAUAGAGAGAAGAGAAGCAGCUUGGUCUGUGUAUAUACUGUACAGUGAGCAAGCCGUUUGAAUGUGUUUUUGGAGAGUUGAGUAAGUAGUCUGAUAACUAAAUUAUUAUUGUGAAAGGUGCCUGUAACUUUCCUAGUUGUUGUUUCAGGGCUAUCAGGCUGCUGCACUAAAGGCUAAACUGUUUUUUGAGGUUCUUAUCAGUUGCAUAUUUUACUAAACUGUUAAAAAUAUUGCCAUUGUUUCUAUUUUGCUCUGAGAAUAAGCAGUUGUCAGUGCAAAAUUUAAUACCUCAUUUAAUAUUGAUGUUGAACCACUGCAAUAUUUGGUGUCCAAGAUCACAGUUGAUACUUUGUAUUAAUGGCGCCUCUUGCUUUUGGAAAGGUUUGAUAACUUAAGAGCAGCUUAAAUAAAUCUAAUAACUGUGCCUUCUUCACUAUCGGUCACAAUUAGAGUUUGAAUUUGAUGGUUUUAACCCGUUUAAAUAUAGAAUAGAUUUCAAAGCUUUAGAGAAGAUCAGUACUUUACAGGGAUAAGUAGGCAAACUAUUCCUGUAGGACAUUCAAUUUAAGAUUUUCACACUACUUGUCAUUGCUUUUAAAGUUCCGACCAGUUUCCUAGUGAUUUUUCUGAAUUUCAAUAAUGCUGAAUAGUUUCCCAGAACGAGAUAGCCCUAAUCAAAAGCAUUUGAAGUGAAUUUAUGCUUUUAAAAAGUAAAAAAAUCUUGCAUGUCAACAAAUUGAGUCUUGUUAAUCUUUCUUCGUAUACGCGUUGAGAUCACUUGAUAGUUUAAAAAAAUCUAAAAUUUUAUGCCGCCCUUAAGGAGUAAAAUUGAAACGCUCAAGUAAUGAAAAUGUUGUUAUAAUUUUAAUUUUUUGAAUGUACCUGGACCUGUGAAAUUAUCUUUUUGAAUGCAUUUAGGAAUUUUUCUGCAAAAGAUUGAGUUGAUUGAGCUAUUGUAAUAAUACACAUUGCUUUAAUCUUCAGAAUCCCAGGAUACUGAUUUAAUAACUCCUGCACUGCUUGCAUUUGGGUACCUUUUUCAGUCUGAUUCACAAGGCAACUUGGUGAAAUGUUUUUCUGUUGCUUCAAAUUUAAUUUCUUUUUGUUACCGUUUAUGAUUAAGUAUAAUAAAUUGAGAUUGUCUUGGUGAAUAACAGGUUUUUUUCCAAUAGAAUGGUUUUUAAGUGGAAUGUGUGUAUGUAUAUAAGAACUUUGCAAGUAACAGUUCCUUGCUAAAUAUUUUUAAUAUUUGCAACUUUUUUAUUAAAAGUACUUAAAACUAUUCACAGCAUACCAAAACAUUAAAAGAUAGUGAAUUCUACUCAGCACUGCAGAAUGUGUAGAGUACAUUUUAAGCCCAGUAAUCUUCAGUCAUCAGAGUUCAGAAUAGUUAGCAUUUACCUCGUGUAAGAUAAUUAUUUGUAAAUAAGUAUAGAAUUGUCAAAUUGGGAACAAGUGGGAUAUAGGAAAAUAGUACAAUCGUCAAGAUGUAAUCAUAAACAUCUCACCAUCUCCUUGUAUAUUGUUUUCCUGUAUUUGGCUGCUCCCAAAGUGGUAAUUCUGUUUAUACCAUAAUGGUACAAUAAGAUUUUUUUAAUAUUACAUUUAAAUACAGGUAAAUGUCAUGUUGGCCUAAGGUCAAGUGCCAUUAUCAGCAUUGCUUACAGAUUAUAAAAUGGCCCUCUGCAACUCAGACAUGUGGUAUGAACCUUAUCUAUAAGUGUGCAUUUACCAGUUUUGAUUUGUUUUAAGGGGGGGGGAGACUAAAAUUGUAAAUAUGAUGCUGUUCAUCAUUUUUCUAACCUGUAUGCACUAAAUCUUAAAUAGACCAAAUGCAGCUGGUUGAAAUUAACUUGUCUAUUUUACUUUAACUGUGAAAUUAUUUUAAAAUUAUAUCAUAUGAGCGGUUUGCAUUUAAAGAUCGUUUAAUGAAUAACACGUCCUAUGAAAUGAAGAAACCAUGGACAAAGGCAGUUGUUUAGACAUUGAGUGGCACCUGACAAAGUUUGCAAAAAGGAAACCCAUCAUUUAUUUUAGUGAAUAUGUUGACUAUUAUAUCUUUUAUCCCAAUUGAUGCAGACAUUCUAAGUGUGGGAAAAUUGCAAUUCCUAUCCUGCACGUUGUACUUAAUACCAUUAUUGUGUGUAUUCAUGUUCAGUAUUAUUGUAAUUUGAUCAUAUGUCCGUUUAUUUUGCAAGUUGGAGACAUUAUGUAUUCCAUUUGGAAAAUGUAUGUAACUAGGAAAUUGCUCUGGACUAUAAAUUAUAAAUGUCUGUUGGUACAAUAAAUUUGAUGGUUGGAGGGCU